Messenger RNA from Castor canadensis (American beaver), 1266 nucleotides. It is a transcript of the gene Mab21l3, whose product is annotated as mab-21 like 3. The record is from RefSeq and is a predicted model, not a curated record. NCBI's taxonomy places the organism in Eukaryota, Metazoa, Chordata, Mammalia, Rodentia, Castoridae.
UCUGGGAAAAAGAAAUUGCGUGAAGAGUUGAGAAGCCAAGCUUCUGGCCCAUGUACACAUUUCCAGAGAAAUUUCAUCCUGAGAGGAACAAUAUUUGGAAAGCUGUCCACGAGUGUCGUCCUCCAUUGUGAAAGCCCCCAAGAAGUUGCUGCUGUGGUUAGGAUUGAGCAAGAAGCCAUGAAAUCCCUUACUGAGGGAGACAUAGAAGAGUGCCUGCUGAACAAGGUGGACUUGAGGCGCCAGGAGAUAUCCCAGGCUGUGGAGGAGGUACAAAAAGUCAUCCACUGCUUGACCACAGAAAUCAGUCACCAAGACAUUCGAUUCCAAGCUGUGCCUUACUCUGGCACAUACAAUGGGCACAUUAAGGUUUUGGCCCCAAGCCAGUUUCUUGUCACUGUCCCAGUGAAAGGCUUGGCGGGGUACAGGGAGGCCCGGGAGCGGCGCUGGCGUUACUACACCCUGCGGGGCACCAGGCUCCCCUGUCCCUUGCGGGACCCGGAAGGCCUGCAGCAGUGGCUGGGGGUGGAGCAGUUUGUGAAGACCCUGUGGCAGUGGCAUGAGACAGACGUAAACAUUGAAGGGGACAUCGUGCCCGCCAAGGUCCUCCAGGUGUUCCGGAAACUGGUGGAAAAUGCAGUUAGAUCCUGUCACCUCUCAGGCAAGGUCAGCUUGCUGGCUGACAGCGCUGCAGUGUGGGUUGUCAUGGAAACAUCCUCGGGCCAGGUGGAAAUCGAGCUGGCCCCCACCGUGGAGAUCCCCACAGCCUGGUCUGAGAAAGCCCAGUGGCCUCGGUGCCUGAAGCGCUGGCCUCCCCCAGAGAGAGUGGAGUGUAUCAAGUCAUUUGGGUUCAACUUGGUGGCCCGUUCCAACUAUCACUGGCAGCUGAGUUUCUCCCAGGCCGAGCAGGUGUUGUUGGAGCAGCUGGAUGAGGAUGGGGGUUGUCGCAGGCAGUGUCUUCAGGUCAUGAGGCAGCUGAAAGAGGAUGUCUGGUGUCCUGGGAAGAGGCCGGUCAUCACCUCCUACCACCUGCAGACCGUGCUCUUUUGGACUUGUGAGAAGUAUCCCCACCCCAAGGACUGGCAGGUCUUCAGCAAAGCAUUUUUGCGCCUUGUGCGCAAACUACACAAGUGUGUGAGCCAGCACUUCCUAAAACACUACUUUGUCCCCAAAAGCAACCUCCUGCAGUCGGCUAACUCCAGCAAACUGGACUCUGUGGCCCAGAAACUGGCCUACUUCCUGAAGAACCCCCAGAUUCGCCUGCCCUAA